AUGGGUUCAUCAUCAUCCAAGCCAGCGCGCAAGCUCGGGUCGGAAGUUGCUUCCACCGUGUCGCGCUCUGUUCCAUCGGCGGCCAAGGCCAAGCCCAAUCCCGCCCCCGCCGCUUCCGCACGUGUGCCACCGACUGAGUAUGCCGCUUCGACCGCACAGCAGAGCUCGCAGUAUGCGCCAUCGGCAGCCACACGCCGCGAGCAGGAGACACAGCGACAGCAGAGCCAGGCGAGCGAGACCAAGUCGGCCGACAUCAUGCGCGACGCCUACGACCCGCAGUUCCUCCACAACCUCUCGCGUCUCGGCCAGGUCCAGGUACCCAAGAACGCCACCAACUAUCAGCCUAAUGAUCAAAUGCUUCGGAUCUUGGAGGCGCGUGAGCGGGCGAAUUUGGACAACGUCCAAUCCGACGUGUUUGCCUCUUCUUCGGCGCCUGCCAAGACGAGUGGACCCGCACGCGUCCCGGCGCACACGAUUACUAUGCUACUCGACGAUCGAAAGCACUGCGAGACACGUGCGGAUCUGGAGAAGCUCGCGGUGGAGUACGACCUGCCGCUCGCAACCAUCGAGAAGCUGGCGCGAUAUUACAACUCGCCCACCAUGGGUGAGGAGGUGCGCGACGAAAGCGACAACGCCCAAGACCAGGCUAAUCGUCAGGACGAACGCGCUCCCCCCAAGGUCAAGGGCGUAUGGGUCGAACCCAAGCUGCAGCCACAGAUCGAGGCCUAA
Molecule: messenger RNA, 729 nt
Organism: Moesziomyces antarcticus
Lineage: Eukaryota; Fungi; Basidiomycota; Ustilaginomycetes; Ustilaginales; Ustilaginaceae
Exons: 2
Coding region: 1-729 (242 amino acids)
Source: RefSeq, a predicted model, not a curated record